AAUAUUUCUUAAAUGUUUGUAGUGACUAAAAUUGGACAAGGGUAUUCUGCGGAGUAUUUAAUUCUUAAAGCUUUUUAGUGUCUAACUGGUGAAUCGAUGUGGAUAACUGAUGGCUAUGAAGGUUUUCAAAUAGUAAUAGUCAUCUUUGUAUGAAAAUGAAAUAAAAAUAAUGCAGUUAUUAAGCAACAUUCCAGGAGUAAUAAGAGUAAGGGAAUGUGAAUGCGAUGGUUGCAUCAUGAUGGAUUACGCCAAACAGGGGAAUCUAUUACAAUAUUUAAAGCUCUAGAAAUUCACUGAAGAAUUUUCAAGACAUUAUUUUAAGUAGAUAAUCUAAAGUAUAGUUUUAUAAAAUCAUAGUAAUCUCUGAAAUCCAUAAAAAAGGAGUGGCUCACAGAGAUCUAAAAUUAGAAAACAUACUGUUGGAUGAUAAUUUCAAUAUUCUAAUCUGCGAUUUCGGCUACGCAAUAAAAUUUUUGGAUGCUCAAGGAAAAAGAACCAAGAUUAACACGUAUUCGCUUUCUAUCUAUGUUCAGCUAUGUCGGUUCACCAUCAACAGCAGCUCCUGAAAUAUUCCUCCAACAACCUUACCAUGGAAUCGAAGCUGACCUAUUUCAAUUGGGAGUGAUAUUGUUUUAGAUCACUUCUGGCUUCUGUCCAUUUUAGACUGCCAACAUCAAAACGGAUUAAGUAUACCAAUUAAUUUACAGGUAUUAUCUCUUCAUGUAUUUGUUUAAGGAAACAGUACAACAAGUUUUGGGAAGUUCAAUAGGUCGACUUUAGUCCAGAGUUGAAGGAUCUCAUAACGAAGUUAUUGGCUUUCAAUCCCAAUUAGAGAUUAUCAGUAACGAAUAAUGCAAUAUGUUUUAUUAUAGAUCUCAGAAAUUGAAUCGCAUCCCUGGAUACUCAAAUGCGGAGUUGAUGAUUCACUAAUCGUUCAUGAAAUGAGCAACAGAUAUCAAUAGAUACUAUAAACAUCCCAAGAGAAAGAAUAAUGA
This is a messenger RNA of Paramecium octaurelia, 995 nucleotides long. The record is from the annotation of a GenBank genome assembly. Lineage: Eukaryota; Ciliophora; Oligohymenophorea; Peniculida; Parameciidae.